Messenger RNA from Bursaphelenchus okinawaensis, 1267 nucleotides. NCBI's taxonomy places the organism in Eukaryota, Metazoa, Nematoda, Chromadorea, Rhabditida, Aphelenchoididae. The record is from the annotation of a GenBank genome assembly.
AUGUCCAACAGUACCUUACCAACAGAAGACAAUCAAAUACCGGUAAAAAUAGCACGAGUACUAUCAGUAGUAUGUGUCUUCUUCAGCGCAUACUUCUUCUUUGUCUACGUGAAGACCUGUUGGCACAACAAACAGAUCAGUAAACUUAUCCAUGUUAGCGUCGUAGUCACCAUGUGCAACGCAAUAGCAAUGUCGUUUGUCGCUAUUGGACCAUUAAUACCAUUCGAUUCGGAGUACCAUAACUCUGCCAUAGUAUUUUCAUUUGCUUUACCUGCUGCGACGACUAGUAACUUGAUGACAGCUAGUGUUAGUGUGGUUAUUUUGGAUCGUAUCUUGAUCAUAUACUAUCCAAAUGGCAAGUAUAAGACGGUUUUGUUCAAGGCUGCCAUUUUAGUAUUUAUCUGUUUGGCUAGUUUUAUCGUAGUUCAUUCGACUUUGUUUGAUAUGCCACCUAAUGAUACUACCAGUAAGUGUUAUAUUAUAUAAUAGUAUAUAAAAAUUUUUUUUAAAAAAAAAGUUACAGUAUGCCAGAGAUAUUCUUACUGUACUUUUGGUUUGAGCCCGGCCCAAUGGUUCACAUUUUUGGCCGGUUUUGCAAAAUCAAAUUUUUCGUUGUGGGACCAAAACGAAACUUUGAACCAUUUCUUUAAGCUUGGUCUUUAUGCCCUCACGAUCCAGCCAGGCCUCUUUCAAACUUAUUUAGGUCUAGUUUAGGCUUAAUGGGUCGAAAAUAACUCUAAAAAAUACUAAUAAUAACAAGGUUUAGAUUGCUUUCUCUACUCGUGCGUUUCCAAAUCACAUGCCCUGGUAACGACUGGGAUACGGUGGCAUUUGGGCUUAGUCAACUUUAUAUUGACAGCCAUUUUUGCUGCUUCGUUUUGUCGAUACAAGAAUAAAAGUAACAUCAAAGAGACGGUAAGAGUUUUUACUAUUUAAAUUUUUUUUAAAUUAAAUUUAUUUAAAUGUAAAUUUAUUUUGAAAUUUAAAAUAUUUUUAAAUUGAUUAUUUUUAGCACUCCCGAAUCCUCUGCUCAAUAUUAGUAUUCGUGCUCAGUGAAACCGUCUUCUGUUUAACACCUGUGGCUAUAGUGUUCUUCAAUGCUGCUGCCCAUUCGUACAAAUUCCACUUGGUACCCUUCCUCACUUUGGCAUUUUGUUUUGAAGAGACAUUACUCCUUGGAACGUAUGUUAGAGCUUUUUGCAAAAUGCCAAAACAUCGAAUCACGUCUGUCACACCUUACAACAAAGAUACUACUGUCAAAUUGUAA